Messenger RNA from Guillardia theta CCMP2712, 1242 nucleotides. RefSeq lists its product as hypothetical. The transcript is spliced from 8 exons. Gene Ontology annotation, molecular function: ATP binding; protein kinase activity. The record is from RefSeq and is a predicted model, not a curated record. The coding region runs from base 1 to 1242 and encodes 413 amino acids. Lineage: Eukaryota; Cryptophyceae; Pyrenomonadales; Geminigeraceae. Gene Ontology annotation, biological process: protein phosphorylation.
AUGCGAUUUGUCCAGGACAAGGAGGAGAGGGAGAGGCGAUGGAACAACCUCCACGACGAGUUUGCCCCGAAAGCGUUCAACUCUGUACAGUUCCUCAAAGGGUACUACAUCAAACUCGGGCAAGUUGUCUCAUCCAAGGGUGACCUUCCUCACCAGUUCGUUGAGAUCUGCAGCGCGCUGCAGGACGAGGUCCACAGCAUGGGAGAGGAGCAGGUCAGGAGGCUGCUGCGGUCAGAGCUCAGGACGGGGUUGGAGGAUGUGUUUGAAAGCUUCGACUUCCGUCCGGUAGGAUCUGCGAGCAUCGGACAGUGUCAUGCAGCGAAGUUGAGGACAGGGGAGCAAGUCUGUGUGAAGGUGAUGAAUCCAGAUGCCGAAAGCUUCUUCAGGUCCGAUCUGUUUUCCGCCAAGUUGUUCUGCCGUUUUGCCAUGCCGGUGAUCAUAGACGAGAUCGAGAAGCAGUUCCUCAGCGAGUUUGACUACACGAAAGAGGCGAGGAACCUUCAAGCUGACUGGUCUCUCAGAUUCCAUCCCUCGAUCGCCCGCAUCCCUAGGGUUUAUCCCCACCUGUGCACCAAGAGCAUUCUUGUGAUGGAGUACUUCUCCGGAAAGAAGAUCAUAGCGGACCUGAGACUGCGCACAGACAAGCACAAGGGCAACAAGCGCCUCCAGGAGUUUGUCAAUGAGAACUCGACUGUGGAUGCCGGUGGGAUGUCACUGAUGGGAAGAAGCUUGUUGACUUCAUAUUCAGCCUUUAUCCUGCUUGAUGGAGCUUUCAACGGCGAUCCUCACCCCGGCAACAUCCUCAUCAGUCCUUCAGGGGCCCUUGAGCUCAUCGACUUUGGGCAAGUGAAGCGUCUCACAGAGCAGCAGAGGCGAGACCUGGCGAACAUGCUGGUCUACCUCGCCGACGGAAAGCUUGAAGACGCGCAGGAUCUCUUUGUGCGAAUGGGAUUCCGCACCAAGAAGAUGGACCCCUAUGUCAUCCAGACUAUGGCGAUCUUGUACUUUGACCGCGACUCCAAGGACGUGACGCAAGGGAUGGACGCGAGAAGUUUUGUGGAGAAGCUCCAGCAGCGAGACAACUUUGAGAGCGUUCCCAACGACUACAUCAUGGUCGCUCGAACCUCCGUCCUCCUGCGAGGGCUGGGCUCCCGUCUAGGAAAGAACGUGAGCAUCGCCAAGGCCUGGAGACACCUGGCAGAGCAAGUUCUCAAUUCUCCAACGACCACACAGACAUUUUAA